Trichoplax adhaerens is the source of this 1041-nucleotide messenger RNA. RefSeq lists its product as uncharacterized. The coding region runs from base 1 to 1041 and encodes 346 amino acids. Lineage: Eukaryota; Metazoa; Placozoa; Uniplacotomia; Trichoplacea; Trichoplacidae. The record is from RefSeq and is a predicted model, not a curated record. The transcript has 7 exons.
AUGACACUAAUAUAUGGCUUUGGUUAUAACUUGCAUGGACAAGUGGACAAUGUCUUGGAUACCUGUAAUACACAUAUGAGUUAUAAUCAACCGCUUUUAAUGGCAAAGAUAGACAAGGAUCAUCGCAUCGUAUCCAUGACAGCAGGCUGGUCUGAAAGCGUAAUCAUCACUCGAGAUACAAAAACAGAUAGAACUUCUACUCAUGCUUGGGGUAAAUCUUGUCAUGAUCAAAUACCAAGGAACGAUAUAUUAGCUGCUUCAGGUUCUUGGGAUAAACUAAUGUUAUUAUCAACCAAGAAACAAUUAUUGCUAUGUAGUAACUUGGAAGACAUAGCGAAUACUUUGAAAGCGAUUGAAAAUCCUUCAGAACAAACUUAUAGGGGUAUAUCAUGCGGAGAUUUACAUCAGCUAGCAAUUACAACAGAUGAACAAGUUGGCCAAGUCGAUAAGAGUAAUUCUUCAUGGUGUUUCAGUUUAUUGCCUACAUUACAAACAACGCGUGUAAAUCUAGUAUCAUGCGGUAAAGAACAUGCAUUGAUUCUAUCUAUUACUGGUGAAGUCUUUAGCUUUGGACGUGGCAGCCGUGGGCAGCUAGGACAUGAUACUCUAGAUAAUGAAGGUAAUCCUCGAGUUAUUGAAGCUUUGCAGGGCCUUCAGUUCAAAUUAGUUACUUGUGGAGGAUGGCAUUCAUUUGCAAUUAGCUCUUCUGGAGAUGCUUAUUCAUGGGGCUGGAAUCAAUCCUAUCAACUUGGUAUUGACAGUAAUUUAGAAGCCAACGAAGUUGGCAGUUGUAUUGCAACCCCUACAUUAAUUGAAAUUGAAAAUGAAAACGUACAAGCAAUUAGUGGUGGUAGCAAGCAUUCGGCAUGUAUUACAGAGAGUGGUAAAGUAUACACCUGGGGAUGGGGAAAAUAUGGUCAGCUAGGGCAUAAUUGUUAUGACAGUGUUAAGGUACCUCAGCUGGUAACAGCGCUAUCUGAGAAGCUAGCAUCGACAGUUACCUGUGGUUUCUGGCAUACAAUUGUAUCAGUUUCUGAAUGA